ACUCAUCUCUAUUGGUGUUCUUUCUCGUAACGUGUCAUAAACAGUGAACUCCGGAUGGUGCAAAGUAACAUGGAUGCAACUGAUAAAAACAAAAGCCACUGAAGACACAAGUGACUUUAAGUGACUUUGUUCGCUAAACGGCGAAGAGACAAUGGAGAACGUUCAAAACCUUCCCAUCGACAUACAGACCAGCAAGCUGCUGGACUGGCUAGUGGAUCGGCGGCACUGUAAUUUGAAAUGGCAGAAUGCAGUCAAAUCAAUUAGAGAGAAGAUAAAUGCUGCCAUCCAGGACAUGCCAGAGAAUGAGGAGAUCAAGCAGCUCCUCUCUGGAUCCUACAUUCACUACUUUCACUGCCUGAGGAUUGUGGAAAUACUAAAGGGAACAGAAGCUUCCUCCAAGAACAUCUUUGGCAGAUAUUCAUCUCAGAGGAUGAAGGAUUGGCAGGAGAUUGUGUCUCUUUAUGAAACAGAUAAUGUCUAUUUGGUGGAGGUGGCCAGCUUGCUAAGUCGUAAUGUAAGCUAUGAAGGCCCAGCUCUGAGGAAGCAGCUGGCCAAAACCCAGCAGAUGCAGCAGGAUCUGAGCAGGCGAGAAGUGGAGUGUCAGAGGUCAGCUGCAGAUCUGAGGGAGCGGUACUAUGUAGCAUGUAAACAGUACGGUGUCAAAGGAGAUAAUGUGGCUCGUGAGCUUCAGGCGCUGGUAAAGGAUUUACCCAUUGUACUUGAGGAAGUUGGUAAAGAUACAGCAAAACUAAACGAACAAAUCCAACUUUACUCCACUUUCACAAACUUUGUGUGUGAAUGGUCUGAGCCAGUCUUGCCAUUGCUGACAUUUGUCCAGAAGAAUGGAAACACAACGUAUUAUGAGUGGAGAACAGGGAAAGUUCCCACAGUUGUUGAGAGGCCAGUCGUGGAGGAUGCACCUCCUGAAACAAUCACAGAGGACACGAUUGACUGGGGUGACUUCGGCAACGAGACAGAUGCUUCGGGUGUUAGUUCUGCCAUUACAGUUAAAGAUGAUAUAGACUGGGGAAUCAGUCUGGAGCCAAAGUCAGAGCAGGACACUGAUGCAGGUGGCAUUGACUGGGGAGACAGUGAAGCCAUUCCCAUAGAAAUUGAGAUUGUUGAUGCAGGCACUGAUUGUCCAGAGGGUGUGGCAAGAGGUGAGGAUGCGUUAACCAUAAUGGAGAACUCUCAGUCACGCAGCCAGUUCAUCGAUGAGCUAAUGGAGCUUGACGUGUUUCUUACCCAACGUCUGAGUGAGAUGGGACAAGAGGAUGAUAUAGUAUCUAUGAGCCAGUUUCAGCUGGCCCCCUCCAUCAUCCAGAGCCAAACCAGAGAACGUAUCCAGGAGAUGCUCUCAGUGGUACAGGACCUUGAAGGACGGCUCACCUCUCUCCGGAUGCAGCACCUGUUUAUGAUCCAGGCUUCGCCACGGUACGUUGAACGUGUGUCAGAGAUGCUCAGACAGAGGCUGAAGCAGGCAGACAUUCUGUUGCUGAAAGCUGCCACGAUGGCUGAGAAGAGGCAGGAAGCUUUAGAGGAGCAGGCGAGACUGGAGCCUCGAAUUGACCUGCUGGCAGGAUGCACACGGGAACUCCAGAAAUUGAUUGAAGCAGACAUUUCAAAGCGGUACAACAACAGGCCUGUCAACCUGAUGGGAGUUAAUGUAUAGUGAUCGUCCCAGGUUUUCAAAGAUAUUCUGUCAUGAGCUAAAAGGAAAAAUAAGUGUUAUUUAAUUUAAAGGCAUUUUAAAUUUGUUUUCAUUUUCUAAAUAAAAAAAAACAAUUGCCAUUGUAUAAAUCAUUUACAGGUUCAUAUACAUCAAUAAAUCACAGUUGCCAAAAAACA
Molecule: messenger RNA, 1848 nt
Organism: Betta splendens (Siamese fighting fish)
Lineage: Eukaryota; Metazoa; Chordata; Actinopteri; Anabantiformes; Osphronemidae
Gene: cdk5rap3
Product: CDK5 regulatory subunit associated protein 3
Exons: 14
Coding region: 152-1672 (506 amino acids)
Biological process (GO): regulation of cyclin-dependent protein serine/threonine kinase activity; regulation of mitotic cell cycle
Cellular component (GO): endomembrane system
Source: RefSeq, a predicted model, not a curated record